Molecule: messenger RNA, 7301 nt
Organism: Labrus mixtus (cuckoo wrasse)
Lineage: Eukaryota; Metazoa; Chordata; Actinopteri; Labriformes; Labridae
Product: astrotactin-2-like
Exons: 23
Coding region: 980-5152 (1390 amino acids)
Biological process (GO): neuron cell-cell adhesion; neuron migration
Molecular function (GO): protein binding
Source: RefSeq, a predicted model, not a curated record
UUCUUCUUAUUUUCAUUUCUUCAGAAUUAAUUCACACAUUAUAAUAAAAGACUAUUCUUACUGUCUUACUAAUUCAUUAUGGGUAGAGCCUGAGGCUGCCAACUGAAGUUCAAUGUGUUUCAAACCAAACAAAAACAUUCCUAUUUUUAAAUGUAAGUACUGAAACAUCAGAGGUUAUAUUGAGGUAAGACUGCUGUUUGAAAGAUCAAUAACGUCCAUAUUUCAUUAGAUUUACAGUCAGCCCACACACUGCAAGUCUUUAAAGUGCUCAGAAAGAAAAAAAAAAAAACAUUAACUGUCUACCCUGACAAAAAACAAAAACAUAAAAAGACAAAGGCCUAGAUGAAGACCAUGCUAUUACAUGUAAAGCUCACAACAAUGUAAUGAGUGGUCUUUAAGGUUGUUAUUUUCUUAACAUCCUUUGAUUUAAAAACAUGACAAGAUACAAGAUGUUAGGCAGGAAUGAAAAUAACAAUGAAAAUUGCAAAAAAAAAAAAAAAUGUUUAAAAAAAAAUGUGCAGCCUUCAUGAGAAAAUGUUUAGAAUUAAAGAGAGGCAAGUGUUGCGUUUGGGCAUUUGAGUUAUUUAAACUAUUUUCUAUUCUUCUACCUAAAUUAACAGGAAAGUUAAAAAGUAAAACAUAUGCAGUAUAUGUUACUGCUUAAAGAUAAACUUAAGAAAUCUAAUUAUUUUUCAAAAAAAACUUGGAGAAAAAAAUUAAACAUUUUUCUAUUGAUCUUCUCUUGGGACAUUUUCAUAAUGGACUAAACCACGCGACAGAAAUGUUAACUCCCCUUCAUUUGUGUCUUAAACAGGACACGUGCUCGUCCAUGGUGGGAUUAUUUGUUGCCCCACACUGAACACAGACGGAUUGUGUGUAGAGGAGCCGGGAGAUGUCAUCCUCACUACACCUGUGCUGCCGCCUCCUGGACGGACGCGACUCCUUCGCAGCGACUGUACUAUAAGUGAACGGACAGCUUAUGAGCCCCACUCAAAGCGAGAGAACCCACACACACGGAGCGGGGAUGGCGAGGAUACCACUGCUGCACCUCCGCGUCCUCCUCGCGGGGCUUUUACUGGCAGACCCCCUGACUGUCCGGGCGAACAGAGGGGCGACGUUGCCGGACGAGGAGAGAGACAAAGAGAGCGACGCGGAGACGCCAUGUGAGGUGAAAUCCGUUACCGUGUCUACGCUGCCCGUACUCCGGGAGAACGAGUUCAGCUUCACCGGCGGAGCCUCGGGGAACGUGGUCGGAGGAGGAGGCGGAGGGGGUGCUGGUGCUUCUUCUUCUUCUACUGGAGCAGGUGGAGGAGGAACUGGGGGAGGAGGAGGAGGAGCAGCAGGAGGAGGAGGAGGAGGAGGAGGAGGAGGGGGGGAAUCCCGACUCCUGUUAUUCGUUAGGACCGACCUACCUGGGAGAAUUUCCGUCAUGGAUGAUCUUGACAACACCGCGCUUCCGUACUUCACGCUGGAGAUGUCUGGUACGGGAGAGGAUAUUUCUCAGGUUCACUGGAAACAGCAGUGGUUGGAGAAUGGGACGCUGUUCUUCCACGUGUCCAUGACUGAGUCUGAGCUUCUGCCUCAGACAACACAGCCCACAGCCCGAGAGCCUGCUCACGUCCUACACGAACACAUGCAUCUGCUGCACAUCUCUGUCAUGGGUGGCCUCAUCGCCCUCCUCCUCCUAAUUCUCCUCUUCACCCUCGUCCUGUACACCCGCCACCGGUGGUGCAAGCGUCGCCGGAUCCCCCAGAAGAGCGCCAGCACCGAGGCGACCCACGAGAUCCACUACAUUCCCUCUGUGCUGCUGGGGCCCCAGGGUAGGGACAGCUACCGCGGCUCUAGAGGGACGCACCAGCAUGGGAGCUCCGUCAUCGGCAUGCCGAUCCGCGAGACCCCCAUUCUGGAUGACUACGACUGCGACGAGGAGGACCCCGGUGGACACUCGCAUAACUCCACGCCCAACCAGCUCCACAACAAGCUGAACGAUGGGAAGUGCCAGGAAGACUAUGGAGUUAAUAUUGGCAUCGGAGGACACACUGACAUGAUGUGCAACCAAAAUGAGAUCAAGCGUAAUUUUGAUAAACGAGCCAUUGACCCAAACACGGAGUCGGUGGAAGAUUUAAUGCAGAGGUUCCAGGACAGUUUCCGUGUUCCCAACACGCCGACGGACAUGUCUCACUACCAGCAUGUCAUGCACAGCUCAUCGACAGGCCGCCGGAGGGUCCCCAGCCACACCAGAGUAACUGGAGGCGUGUUUGGACCUCAAGGAGAAUCAGGGUCGGAGCCUGAAGAUGACGGCCAAAUGAAGUUUUACACAGAGCAGCACAGAGGAAGAAGGCGCAGCAAAGGGCACCCACACAGUCCUCUGAAUAAGGUCACCCUGACGUUGAUCACCAUCAGCACAUGUGUCACUGCCAUUGUCUAUGCCACGCAGGAUUCCUGCCCUCUCACCGUCAAGGUCACCCUCCACGUGCCGGAGCAUUUUGUCGCGGACGGAAGUAGUUUUGUGGUGAGCAUGGGCAGCUUCCUGGAUGUUUCUAACUGGCUAAAUCCAGCCAAGCUAACCCUCUACUAUCAAACCAACUCGUCUACACAGUGGGUCCAGGACUACUGCGGCCAGAGGGCUACUGAACCAUGUGAGCAGAUCUGUGACCAGGAUACAGGAGAAUGCAGCUGUCACGAGGGUUAUUCCCCCGAUCCCGUCCAUAAACACCUCUGUGUUCGCAGCGACUGGGGUCGAAACGAAGGUCCUUGGCCAUACGCUAACCUGGAGAAAGGCUACGACCUAGUUACGGGAGCGCAAGCCCCAGAGAGGAUAUUCAGAUCAUUCUACAGUCUGGGUCAAGGGUUGUGGCUGCCUGUCAGCAAGAGCUUCGUGGUGCCACCGGUGGAGCUGUCAAUCAACCCCAUCGCCAGCUGUAAGACGGAUGUGUUGGUGACUGAAGAUCCAGGGGAGGUCAGGGAAGAGGCCAUGAUGUCCACUUAUUUCGAGACUGUGGAGGACCUAUUGGCAUCUUUCGGACCGGUUCGGGACUGCUCCAAAGAUAACGGUGGCUGCAAGAAGAACUUUAAGUGUGUGUCUGACAGGCAGUUAGAGUCAUCUGGCUGUAUGUGUCCUCAGGGGCUGAGGCCAAUGAAGGAUGGCUCAGGUUGCUAUGACUACUCCAGGGGCAUUGACUGCACGGAUGGCUUCAACGGAGGCUGCGAACAGCUGUGUCUCCAGCAGCUCGUGCCCCUCGAAGAUGACCCCAGUUCCAGCAACGUGCUCAUGUUUUGCGGGUGUGUGCAGGAGUAUAAACUGGCAGGGGACGGCCGCUCCUGCCUCCUGCAGUCAGACAACUGUGAGGGACCAAAAUGCCCAAGGCAAGAUGCUCACUUCAAUGACACCCUGUUCGGUGAGAUGCUGCAUGGAUACAACAACAAGAGCCAGCAAGUCAACUUGGGACAGAUAUUCCAAAUGACCUUCCGGGACAACAACUUCAUUAAGGACUUUCCCCAGCUAGCAGAUGGUCUCAUGGUCAUCCCUUUACCAGUGGAGGAACAGUGUCGGGGGGUUUUGUCUGAGCCCCUUCCCAACCUGAAGCUCCUCACAGGGGAUGCUCAGUUCAGUGAAGCGGUGGGUUAUCCUAUGGUGCAACAAUGGAGAGUGCGCAGCAAUCUGUACAAAGUCAAACUCAGCUCCAUCACCUUAUCCACAGGCUUCUCUAAGGUGCUGAAGACGCUGUCAGCGGAGAGCACGCGCGAGGAGCUCCUGGCUUUCCUCCAGCAGUACGGCAGCCACUACGUUUCCGAGGCCCUGUACGGCUCCGAGCUCAGCUGCAGCAUCUACUUCCCCAGCAAGAAGGCGCAGCAGCAGCUCUGGCUGCAGUACCAGAAAGAGGCCACCGACCAAGGGGUUGUCGGGGGCGGGCGACGCGAGCUGAAGUCGGUCCCCUUCAUCAGCUACCUGUCGGCGCUGCAGAAGAGCCAGCUGCUGUCUGACGACCUGGUGAGCGGCGUGGAGAUCCGCUGCGAGGAGAAGGGGAGCUGUCCAGCUGGCUGCCACCUGUGCCAUCACCAGGCCCUGAUGGGGGGAGUGACGGGGAGAGGCCAUGCUGGGAGCAGCAGGAGCGGGGAGCAGCCUUCCCCCAUCCCCGUGCUGCUGGAAGUCAGCCGUGUGGUUCCCCUCUACAGCCUGGUCCAAGAUAACGUCACCAAAGAGGCCUUCAAGAGCGCCACAAUGAGCUCAUACUGGUGUGCUGGAAAGGGCGAUGUCAUUGAUAACUGGUGUCGCUGUGACCUGAGUGCCUUCAGCAAAGAUGGCCUGCCUAACUGCAGUCCCCUCAGGCAGCCAAUUUUGCGUCUAGCCCCUUACCUGGAGCCCUCCAGCACAAUGGUGGCCCUGGAGUGGAUGGACGUGGAGCCUCUGAUUGGCUGCAAAGUUUCAGAUUACAUCAUCCAGCAUAAACGAGUGGAGGAUCCCUCGGAGGCGGAGGUCUACACAGGUGAGGUCCUGAGCUUGAUGGAUGAUCUGUUCUCUGGACUGGGAUCACCCUGUGUUGUUGCGGGACGGAGGAGCGGGGAACAUCCUCACUCUGUGUUAUAUUCAGUGGUCUUCAAGUGCCUGGAACCCGACAGUCUCUACAAGUUCACCCUCCAUGCAGUGGAUAGCCGAGGCAGCCAGUCGGAGUCAAGCUUUGUCUCAGUACGGACAUCUUGUCCAAUGGUGGAUGACAGUAGAGCUGAAGAGAUAGCAGACAAGGUGUACAACUUGUAUAAUGGCUACACUAGCGGCAAGGAGCAGCAGAUGGCCUACAACACACUGAUGGAGAUCUCGCCUCCGCUACUGUACAGAGUGCAGCAUCACUACAACUCCCAUUAUGAGAAGUUUGGAGACUUUGUGUGGCGUAGUGAGGACGAGCUGGGUCCCAGAAAAGCCAACCUGAUACUUCAUAGGGUGGAGAAGAUAAGCCACUACUGCCGGUCCCUCCUGCGCAGCACCCACAUCCAGAGCCGCACCGACACCAUGGCAUACGUCUACUGCAGGAGCGAAGAGGGCCGACCUCCCGGUAACACGUGGCACAGCUCUUUACACGAAAGUCGCACCACCUGUAUGGAAAAGCUGAUAUCUGUACAGCGAAACACUUACAGCAACACCAAACUCCGAUGAGACUGGAAUUUGGAGACGAGUGGUGCGUUGUUGUUUUUUCCCACUGCAAAAUGACAUCACUGACUAAUGUACCUCGUCGACCUCUCCGCAGCAGGCGUCUCUCAAGUGACCAGGGGAUUUCAAAAACCAGGAGAGCCUGAAAAACCUCAGAAUUCACUGGACAUUGUGUUAAAAGCUACUGAGAAACCUGUUUUUCUGUGGCUUACUUUUACAAUGAGACGGAUGAUGAUGAAAAAAAAAAACCUUCAGCGAGCAUAUUUCUCAACAGCAAAAUGGCAGUGAUUGCACAUAUCAAUGAGAAACUGCAGUGUGAACAUGUAAAAUAUCAUUCAGCCAAGAGAACAUCUGGUUGGCUUAAAUACUUUGAAUGUAAUAUUGUAGUUCCCUUUUGGUGCUUUGAAGCUUACCUGGAACACUUUAAAAGAGAAAAAAAAUGAAAAAAAAUCCACAGCAUAACUUAUUUGCCUUUACUAGUUUCAGUUUGAAAGAGAAAUUGAAAUGCGUUAAAGCCAUUUGAAAUGUUUUCCUUUUUGCACAAGUGAACAUGAAUAUAUAAAAAAAAGCUUUGUUUCAUGAAUUUAAAUUCCAGUAAGUGAGAACAAUGCAGUAAGUCUUGUAAUGCUUCUGACAGAUUCAGUGGAAAUAACAAGGCUUUAUGUGGUAACAGCGUUGGCAGAUAGGCUACAACAGCCUGUGGAAAAUUAUGCAAAGACAGAAUGGCUGGAAUUCAAACAUCAAUUUCAUUCAUGGGCUCUUGCUAAGCGCUAAUGCUGACACAGCGAUUCUUUUGUCUUCAUUUUGUUUUUCAAUACCACAGUACCGAAAAUAAAUAUCAGAUAUUAACUCAUGUCAAGGACAGUUACUUCUCCGAUUAAUUGAUGGACCUCAAGACAAAAAAGAUACAAUGCUUUUGCCACAUGGUGAUGCAAAUACACGAUGAUGUGUUGGAUUUUACUGGUGACUUGACAGUAAAGUCACAAUGUGAUUGCAUUAUAAUAACAGGCAGAGGUAGGCACACAGUUAAUCAAAACUCUGUUAACUGUUAAUCCGUUCACAAUGACAUUGACUUUGCUAUCAGUUAAUUCUUCAAGUAAUUAACUGAAUAAAAACAUUAACUUUUCACAAUGUCAAUAGAUUCUAGUUCCUAAGAUUUCGAAAACUACAAAUGACACACAUGUAUUGAAAAUCUACAAACGAUAGAAACUUAGUGAUAUAUCACCUCCCCCGCUGGUGGUUAUUGUGUUUUCUCAUGAUCGCCAUCAUUUAAACAACUGCUCUGUGCUAUUCUUGGAUAGAAAGAUAUGAUUAUUUUGAUUUAAAUCAUGUAAACCAUUUUAAGAUCCAACCAACACAGCAGCCACAAUCUACACAUCCGUCAGACCAUCGACAACCAAACAAGUCUUUCUGAUUCACUUUUCUUACCAUCUAAUGGUCUAUUGUACUCUGUAAGUCAUAAUAUUAAAACAAGAACAGUCCUGCUGCAUCGCCAAGGGUCCCCAUGAUUCAAAUCCAGUAGAAGAUUUAAUCCAAACACAUUGCAUCCAUGAAGAUCUACGGACUGCUGUUCCAAAUGUUCAACUGUCUUCUCUGUACUAAUUCAUGUACUCUGACCUUUCGAUAAGGGGAAAACAAUCGGGUUGGCACUCUCGUCUCUUUGGAAAGUCAGGAGCAAAUGAGGUCCGCUAACUUGAGUUUGCAAAAUUGAAUUAAAGUAAAGCAAUUGGCGUUAACAGAAACCAAAUGUACCAGAAGUUAAAUGUUUCAAUAAUCAUUUUUCAAAUUAACAUCCACAUUAAAAAUUACAAAAGAAAGUCAUACACGAUAAUUAAUGAUUAACAGACAUGACAUAAGGAAAGUCAAAAUAAAGUAGAGACAUUUGUAGGAUAUGUUCUGGUGUCCAAAAUGUUAACAUGAGGUAUUGUCCUCCUUUCAUUUUCAAUCCAAUGCCAUAUCUUCAAAGCCAUGGAUAUUGUUUUGAUGAUGAUAAACAAUGCCUUUUUUUCAAUACUUUCAUGCCAUGUUAUAUGAAUUGUAAGAAUAAAUUAUUAUAUUGUACAUUUUAAAUUGUAAAAAGAAAACAUAUGUAUUAUUAAGUGGCUUUGAUUGUCUUUUUUCUGAAGAAUGUGAAAUAAUAAAUAUGUAUAUAAAA